Mucor mucedo is the source of this 2337-nucleotide messenger RNA. RefSeq lists its product as uncharacterized. The transcript is spliced from 4 exons. Lineage: Eukaryota; Fungi; Mucoromycota; Mucoromycetes; Mucorales; Mucoraceae. Gene Ontology annotation, biological process: endosomal transport; endocytosis. Gene Ontology annotation, cellular component: cytoplasm; plasma membrane. Gene Ontology annotation, molecular function: protein binding; calcium ion binding. Bases 79 to 2316 code for a protein of 745 amino acids. The record is from RefSeq and is a predicted model, not a curated record.
UUUUUCAUCUUUUUUCUACUAACAACAUGUCGAAUGGUGAGUGAAAGCUCAAACGUAUAUAUAAAAAAAUACUAGCUAAUGAAGACUACUGUAGCCAAUUGGGAAUCACAAUUAAGUGUGAUUGAAAAGAAUACGUUUUUAGAUCUCUUCAAGAAAGUAGAUGCAGAUAAUAAAGGCAUUGUUUUACAUGACGAAGCCAUGGACUUUUUAAAGAAGUCAGACAUUCCACAAAACAUUCUCACUCAGUUUUGGAAUGCUUCUGAUAAUGAGAAUAAAGGGUUUUUGACCGAACAAGAAUUUUGUACCAUAUUAAAACUCAUUGCCUGUGCUCAGCAUGGUGUGAUGACAGGUGACCCUAUCCUAGCAACCAAAGUGCCUUUGCCCGAGUUCAAUGGGACAGGUGCAGUCAACAACAAUAGACCGAUGCCACCCCCACCACAUCAACAACGGCAACAGCAACAGCAACAACAAUCGAUGGAUGUUAUAAGCCCAGAGGACAGACAGAAAUAUAUUGGGUUAUUUAACUCAUUUGGACCAGAGAAUAAUAUUCUAAGUGGUGAUAGAGCAAGAGCAGCGUUUGUGCAGUCCAAUUUGCCUCCUCAAACAUUACAGACGAUUUGGAAUUUAGCGGAUACUCGUAAAUCAGGGUCAUUGAAUCAAACAGAAUUUAUCAUUGCCAUGUUUUAUAUAGAACGUGCAAUGAAGGGAUUGAACCAAUUUCCUCCUACUUUACCAGCCAAUAUAUAUGCAUCUGCAACAGGUAGACCAAGUGCCUCACCAUUGGUUCGAAACACUACUUUACAUGUCAAUAGCCCACCUCCUAUCCCCAAACGAUCUCCUGUAUUUCAAAACAGACCUCUUCCAGUCGUCACCAUCUCGCCUGACGAGUAUCAAAAAUACCAAACUUUUUUCAAGCAAUUAGAUACCGACCAAUCGGGUUAUGUAUCGGGUGCCGAUGCAGUGGUAUUCUUCAGACAUUCGAAAUUACCAGAGUCUGAUCUCGCCAAAAUUUGGGAUUUGGCUGAUACAGAUUCCUCUGGUAUGUUAUCAGAACAGGAAUUUGCGAUUGCCAUGCAUAUGAUCAACGGACGUGUGAAAGGUGGUGAUCUCCCUAAUACCUUGCCUACAUUCAACAUUCAACCACCACAGCAACACCCAUUUUCUACUGGUCCCUCGCAACAGCAGCAACAGCAGCAGCAAUAUGCUCCCCAACAACAGCAUAAUGUAGACUUGUUGGGUUUAUCCGACUUUUCUGGCCCUGCACCUCCUCCUCCUCAGCAGCAACAACAACAACAAUAUGGGCAGAACAAGGUAGACCUAGCAAGAUCACAAUCCACCAUGUUACAAUCCUCUGUUUCUACUGAAACCAACCGUGCACAAACUGCACAUCAACAAUUCAACCAAGAAUCACAAGCGGUACAGGAACUAUUAAAACAGAUUGAAACACAGAAAGAAACGCUAAAUAAAAUGAAGACACAAGCAGAAGAAGCCGAAAAACUAUUAGCAGCGGAAAAGAAACGAAAAGAAGAACUUGUGCAGGAAUUACAAAUGUAUCGACAAGAGACUAAACAUUUCUCUACUCGAGCAGAGAAUGCCAAGGAGGAAACGAUUAAGGUCAAGACUGAAAUUGAAGAAUUGAAAAAGGAGAAGGAAAAGGAUAAUGUAUUUUCAUUAUCCAACGCCCCUUCACCUGCUGUUGGGGGUGGAUUGUUUGCUAAAGUUAACGGGCAGAGUCCAUCAUUGUUUGCCAAGGUCAAUGAAAGCCCCUCUUUAUUUGCCAAGGUUAAUGAUUCACCAGUGUCAAGUCACAGCACUGGACAAAAAGCAUUUGAUCCCUUUGCUGGCUUUAAUAAGAGCAGCACAAGUGCACCUUCUCCCACUAUAAAUACACUUAAAGCGGAAACCGAACAGAAGGCAACACCCAAUUCUUCUCAUAUGGAUAUCAGUGAUAUUGAAUCCAAGUAUCCAGACCUAAACACGAUGGAACAAAACUUUGCCCCUGCAGCUGCAGCAUCAGCAUCACCAGCACCAGCAUCAGCUCAGGUAGAAGAAAAGAAGAGUCCUAAAAAGACGACCCAGACCUCGCCGCAGCCUUCCAAAUCCGUCUCUAAAUAUGGUUUUGAUUUGUCCGCGUUUGAAUCCACCAAUAAUACAAAUAAUACUGAUACAGCAUCUAUGAAGGACGAAUUAAGUUCCUUGUUUAGCAGUCCCUCUACUUCCAAGGCUCCAUUGCCCAGCAACACCAAUGGAUUUGAUGAUAUUUUUGGUCAAUCUGCAACUAAGAAGACCACAAAUUUUGAAGACAUUUUUAAAUAAAUUUUUUUUUUAUUACAUUCU